AUGUUUGUGUCCAACAAAACGAUACUUAUGAUCAUUGCCUUUGUCAUGGUAUAUCUUUCACAGUGCGUGAGGACGUCACCGACUUUCCCUGGUGCAGAAGAAGUGACGGAUGAAGUACGAACCUGCAAAAUUGAAGUUAAAACGGUAGGUAUGCCUUUCUAUCAUAUAAUUACAGUACUUAAAUAUUUGCCAGCAUAAGUCGAACAUAACUAUAAACAUUACUGUAGUAAAAGUUUGGUAUAACGAAACCUUUCUAUAAUAAUUUCUAACUCAUUUCCGGCUGAUAUGUUCUCAUAAUUAUUCCUGGUUUCUUUGUUUAUGUCAAUAAAAAGCGAUUAACAUUUACCCCAUUCUACCGCUACACUUAAUCCGGCCCAAAUCUAUAAAACAUUUAAAUAGAAAAACAAAAAACUAGUUAGGCUACGAUUACUGUAAGCAAGGUUGACGUCUUUCUUUCUUUGUCAAAUUAGAAAUUUUUACAAACACUUCCAUUGUAAUUAUUAAUGAAAACGCUAAUAGGAAGUUGCAAAUCUGUAGUAGACACUUUCCCAUGCGGUAGCCUUUGGUUUAAUUUAUAGUCUUUUAAAAUCACAAUGGUUUCUUGUAAUUGGGACCGUUCACUACACCACACUCUUGAGGGUUCUUUGAUGUUAAGGCUUGUACAAACUCAGUAUUAUGGCACUUAUAAACCAUAUAAUCUUUGCGUUUUUUAAAUUCUUUUGAUAAUUGAUAAAUUGUAGUUUGAAGUGCGAGCGUCUAAUCAAAUAAAUUUUGUCACGUUUUAGUUACAGACAUUAUCUACGACCUGAUCGUCUAGUCUUUACGUUUUUUAACUCGGACUCAGCUCAUUUAAACGUCUGGCGCCGCUCGCGGUUUAAGAAAUCGCCAAGUUUUGUCUCGACUGUUUUUGGAAUUUUGCGAAAGGUCACGCGGCUGAUUUAGAACAUUACAUCUUGAUAUUAAGGUUCUCAAUGGAUAGCAAGUCUGCGUAAACAAAUCCUUAUUGUUUUCGUCUGGCUAGCGGUCAAGCACAGAAGGUAAACAAGGCUAAGACAGAUACUUUGAUCUUCCGAAUGCUACAAUUUGUACGUCAUUAGGCAUACUGUGCCAUUUUGGGUAAAUAUAGAACCAUGUAUCUAUAUAUUAGGACACAUGUAUUAUGCAUGUAAAGCAAACAAUACUGUAAGCUAAUGUGCAGUUAUUGUUCACUUUAAAUGAGUAGGUACACAAAGACUCGCUUUCCGGAAACGUUAAUUAGUAGAUAAUUAUAGAUAAGGUUUUUUUGUUAUCACAACCUCUAUUUUAGUUAAGAUUUACACUCUUGCCCUUACAGAAUGACAUCAAAGAGUAGCAAAAAAUGGUCUUUAAAUUUUAUUUUAUUGAGGUUCGCGCAAACACUAAAACCGUCUAGACGGUCCCUCAAGGUUACAAUGUAAUGAAAUGUUAACAAAACCAGUGUUUGCACAUAGUACUCCAGAAGCACUUUGUGAUACUUAAACUACGGUAAUCACUCAUGACAUUUAACCAAGGAAUUAGGGCAUUAAUAGCAAGGAAUCACUAAACCCUUUAUCUAUGUCUGCACAAUCCGAGAAACUGUGUCGCAGAACUCUAAAAAUACCGAGAUUAAGAAGGGUAACGGUAAAAAGUGUUCCGAGGGGCCUUCUUAGUCUGGGCCUAAUUAUAAGCUACGCUGAUUAAUCCGACGGCUCUACUCAUAAUGUAUGCUACAAACAUGGUUUUUACUUUUUGAUACUUACAAUACCUUGAUAAUACUUACAUUCGGGACAUUUAAAAACUUAAAAACUAUUUUUAUUCAUUGAUCAGGCUAUUACCUAAGAAGCUGUCUAAGUCUUCAAGAUUAACCUUAAAAUUGACAUUAUAUUGGCAUAUGACGCUGUGGCACGACUGAUUUGUUUGACAUCAUAAAAACAGAUUUUAAUUUAGUCAAAAACAUAUUUUAAUACUCCUAAAUAUUAAUCUUGUCCUCUUUCAGACUGUAACCCACGAAGGCCAAUGUGUCAGACUUCGAGGUCAAAUACCAGCCUGUCAGUCAGACGGCUACUUGGACAUUCAGUCGGAUGAAUGUAAAUAA
Bursaphelenchus okinawaensis is the source of this 2092-nucleotide messenger RNA. Lineage: Eukaryota; Metazoa; Nematoda; Chromadorea; Rhabditida; Aphelenchoididae. The record is from the annotation of a GenBank genome assembly.